Molecule: messenger RNA, 2832 nt
Organism: Perca fluviatilis (European perch)
Lineage: Eukaryota; Metazoa; Chordata; Actinopteri; Perciformes; Percidae
Gene: epm2a
Product: EPM2A glucan phosphatase, laforin
Exons: 4
Coding region: 44-1213 (389 amino acids)
Biological process (GO): protein dephosphorylation
Cellular component (GO): cytoplasm; nucleus
Molecular function (GO): protein tyrosine/serine/threonine phosphatase activity; protein tyrosine phosphatase activity; starch binding
Source: RefSeq, a predicted model, not a curated record
UGAAUUAGGCUACACCAUGUAGAGUUUGCCCUGGUGUGGCUGCAUGGUGCGCUUUAAUCCGGACAGAGUGGGACUUCAUAUUUGUCUACCACCUCUUUGCUGUAAACUACACUGUCCAAAACACGAGCCAAUUAUUUUUAGACACCAUUCAGUUAAUGGGCCACGAGGACCUCAUACUAUAUUAAACAAAACCCGCCAUACUAAACGACUGAGGACACAUUUAGUUAAGGCUGCGACAAUGUUAUUCAAAUUCGGUAUCAUUCUCACUCCAGAGUCUUCGGAUGUAGAGGUCUUUGUUUUGGGUUCGCGUACGGAAAUGGGCAACUGGGAUCCGAGCGCAGCGGUUGAGAUGAGAGCCUGCCAGAAGCUCCUGUCAACACAUGAACCGUGUCUGUGGAUCGGCGACGUGCAGCUGGCAGAGCCGUUCAAAGACACACUGUGGUUCAAGUUCGUCAAAAGAGUCCGAGGCACUUAUAUCUGGGAAGAAAGGGUGUCUUCUUUGUCACCAGGCAGCGGUCCAAGCCAUGACAGAUGUUGUUCAUAUGAUGAGAGGAACAUCGUGGAUGGAGUGUACUGCCAUCCGAUUGGUCACUGGAUAGAGGAAACAGGACACACAGAUGAGAUGAAACACACCACCAACUUUUACUUUAGUGUGGCUGGUCGGAAGGCCAUUCAUUUCUCCAGGGUGCUGCCACGUAUUUGGCUGGGCAGCUGCCCUCGACAGGUGGAACAUGUGACUAUAAAGAUGAAACAUGAAUUGGGGAUUACUGCAGUGAUGAACUUCCAGACAGAGUGGGAUGUGGUGAACAACUCCAAUGGCUGCAGGCGCAACCCUAGGGAAGCCAUGACCCCGGAGACCAUGAUGCAUUUGUACAAAGACUGUGGCCUUGUGUAUGUGUGGAUACCCACACCUGACAUGAGCACUGAUGGUCGGAUCCGGAUGCUUCCCCAAGCUGUAUUCUUGCUCCAUGGUCUCUUGGAGAAUGGUCACACUGUCUAUGUUCACUGUAACGCUGGAGUAGGCAGGUCGACGGCAGCUGUGUGUGGCCUGCUUAUGUACGUCCUUGGCUGGAGCCUGAGGAAGGUGCAGUACUUUGUUGCAGCCAGAAGGCCGGCAGUGUACAUAGAUGAGGAGGCUUUAGUCCAGGCUCAGGCAGACUUCAUUCAGAAGUUUGGACAACUCCGAUCAUCCAUCUCUUACCCAGAGACAUGAGACAUUGAGUGUCCUAAUAAUGAAGUCUUACAGUUAUGGAAAGCGUUACUGGACUGGACUCCUUUAAACUACAAUGAUUCGUGACAAUGUGUGAAAAAAAAUAUACUGUAUAGUCAGUGUGAGAGGUGCCAGAAGGUGAAAUAAGCUGUGGCAAGAAAAUUAACUUCUUUCUACUUAAAUCUAAUGUAAGUAAAUGACCCACUUCAGCUGAAUGGCUUUCGAAAUCUGGUUGAGCCCCAAGUAUCUGGAGAGAGUUCCGCUGUCUGACAGCAUAGAUGUUCCAAGCAAUUAAUCCUAAUGUGAUGUGUUAGCUUUUUUUUACUUCAAGAUUUACCCUCUGCAAUUUAGCACAUACAGUUGCAAAUUGUGCACUUGAAGUCAGCUUUAGGACACUAUAUUAGUCGUUUUCAGUAAAUGUCUGCAGGGGCGCUUGGAAAGACCUAUUCGUUUAGCCUUUUUUUCUAAUGAUCAAUACAUAGUUGACAUUUUGAGAAAGCAACUUUAAGCUGAUGUGUUAAACAGCAAUGAAUGAGAAUGAAUAACAGCAAAGAAAUAUAUACAGUAUAUCACAAUACUACCUAUACCGCUGUUUGCUCUCAUCCCAAAAGUUGUGCUCCUCAGUAAAGGCUUAUUCCACAGUUGCUAUUGCAUAAUUAUGUAUCAAGUUUGAGGAUAUUUUUUAUUUCAGAAGGAAAAAAAAAAUCCUUUCUUCUUUUGGAAAGAGCUCUUAAUGCUGCAUGAAAAUAGCACUCCUUGCCAAAGCAACAACUCAAUUCUUAAAACCAAAAUAACAACAAUGCCUCUCCCCCUCUGUCAGAGAGGUAUUCAGCUCCCAGACAUUGAAGAAUACAGCUCCACCCCAUCUCUCUCAGCUUGAUAGCAUUUCAUCUUUAUUUAUUUAUACGACAGAUGCUAUUCCGACCCAUCUCCCAAAUAACAAAAACAACAUCCCUGCCAGACCAUUUUAAUGCAUACAUAAGAAGAUUAUUGGAAUAGUGUUUGUUGUCAAUUGUGAACGUCUGCCUCGAUUUCUGUUAAGGAUAUAUUGCUUUUUUAAGAUACAGUGUUUGCUAUAUCCUGUCCCUGAUUUAAGAAAGUUAGUGGAUUAGAGAGGAGGAAAUACUUUACUUCUUAAGCACAAGUCAUAUUUUAAUUACCUUUCAGUGAGUCCCUUCAGAACACAGCACCUUAUGAGGGUGUCAGUGGAGAUGGGUGGGUAGAUCGAACAAUGCACGUUAGCGGAAGCAAAUCAUUGUGGAUUUUUAAAAUGUUUAAAAAUAUUAACAUAAAAUAUGAAUAUGAAAUGAGUAACAUGCUUUGUUCUUACUGGUUUGAGGAAUAGUACGUCUGUGUGUACAGUACUGUAUGUGCAUGAGUGCAGGGGUUUGUCACUUAAUGGAUGCCCAUGUAAUGUUUUAUUUAUUUCACUGGGUUAUUGCCAGUGAUUGAUGUUAUAAAGUAUUUGUAGUCAACAUGAUUUCCAGGAUCUGACAAUCACCUACACCAGUUUCCCUGGAUCCUUGCAUUCCUUGUCAAUUUUCAUUUAUUGUAUAUACAAUAUUAGAAACCUACAAAAUAGUUUGACCUGCUGAAUUGAGAUUAAAGAUAUAAUAACUUCA